Messenger RNA from Perca flavescens (yellow perch), 3597 nucleotides. RefSeq lists its product as uncharacterized. The transcript has 4 exons. Bases 290 to 2965 code for a protein of 891 amino acids. The record is from RefSeq and is a predicted model, not a curated record. Lineage: Eukaryota; Metazoa; Chordata; Actinopteri; Perciformes; Percidae.
ACUGACGUUACCUGAAAAAUCUAUCCAAGAUGGCUACCCUUGCGAGCGACGCGGUACAGAGCAUGAAACAAGUUGAAGUGGAAGAAGUGCAGUGAGCAUCCCCCAAUAUCAAGAACUACAUUGUCACCAGACUAACCAGAGAGCAACUUAAUUGGACCUACUUACUCCAAAUAUUGAACAAGUCUGACCUUUCUGUGGUAAUCACACAUUUCACAUGCAGGAACAUUAACUGUUAAGUUUACAAGUAGUGAGUCUGAAGCAUAAGGAAUUUUAGUGGUCAAAUGAUUCAAUGGAGUGGAAGUGCAAGUUGUGUGCUGUCACCACAGACACCCGGGCCCAUUUAUUUAGGCACUACCGUUUACAGCAUAGUCAUUAUUCAAGAGUUAGCCCUUUGCCAUGUCUCCACAACUCUUGUAUUUGUACAUUUCCGUCAUUUAAUGCAUUGAAAAUUCAUUUAUCACGUGUCCACAAAGACACAUGCAGAACUGGUGCAGAUGAAAGAGCACAAGUAAGACAUACACUUUUUGACUGUCCAUUGUGUGACUUCAAACGGCCUUUCUCAGAGGUGACAUUGUUCAGUCAUUUAAGGGGACAUUUAAAAAACCAUGAGAAUGUACCGUGCCCAUUUAAGGACUGCAACUACCGCACAAAUGUCUAUUCAUCAUUUAAUGCACACAAAAGUAGGAUACAUGAAGGCAGUUUAAACUUUUGUGAUGACAUUGUAUCAACAGAGAAUGAUAGUGCACCAGUCAUAAACACUGCAGUCCUUGAGGACGAGGAUCCUGCUCAGUGUCACCAUGCAGGCACAUCUGCUUUUCCUGAGUCUGACAGUUGGUGUGACACCAGCCAGUUAAGGGCCCAGUUACACCAUAAUUUGUCCUCCUUGUUCUUGAAGAUGCAAACUGUUCUUCAUGUUUCUGACAUGGCCUCUCAGGAAAUAGUGGAUCACCUGACUCAGAUAUUUUCCCUGUCUCAACCUCUUGUUAAAGAUACUAUACAAGAGAUACUACAGAGGCAUCAUGUCUCUCCUACUGAAGCCAUUGUGAAUGAUUUGGUGAAUGCUGUUAUGGACACAAAUAUUUUUGUCAGUGCCACAGCAAAAGGUGAGGAGUUGUCCUCAACUAAACGAAGAAAAACAUUUAUUGAGAAAAACUACCCUGUGGUAAUGCCAGUGCAGUAUGUAUUAGAGCCUGGAUGCACAGUGGUUUAUGUCCCUAUGCUCCAGAUGAUCCAGAAAAUGUUCAAACAUACUGACAUCCUUGACAGAAUCAAGGAAACCAAGAGCUCAGAAAAAGGCCAUUACAUGAGCCAUCAAGAUGGCUCAUAUUUCCAAGACAAUAAUUUGUUGUCUUCUUCAGAGCUGUCACUGCCACUGAUUUUGUACAUGGAUGACCUUGAAAUUGCAAAUCCACUAGGCACUUCAAGGAAAAUCCAUAAACUCUGUUCAGUGUACUGGGUGGUUGCUGAUUUGCCAGUAAAAUACCGAUCAUCACUGCAUGUGAUUCAGCUAGCAGCACUAUGCAAGGUACCUGAUCUUAAGAGGUGUGGCUAUCAAGGAGUACUUGGUCCUUUGCUACGAGACCUUCGCAUUCUUGAAGAAGAUGGCGUAUUCAUUGAGUGCCUUGGUCAGUCAGUCCGUGGCACUGUUUUAUGUGUUGUGUCUGAUAAUCUGGCAGCCCACUCAUUGGCAGGCUUUAUGCAGUCCUUUAGAGCAGGAUAUAUUUGUAGAUUCUGCAAGGCUAAACGAGACCAAAUUCAGUCUCUCGAAGUCAGAGAUGGUGAAUUUAGUCGAAGGACUAAAGCCAGUCAUGACUGUGAUGUGCAGGGUGUUACACAAGAGGGUGGUCAAAGCCAGUGUGGUGUCAAAGGGGACUGUAUCUUGAGAAAGAACUUGCAGUAUUUCCAUACAAUCACUGGUUUCCCUCCUGAUGUCCUGCAUGAUCUUUUUGAAGGUAUUGUACCUGUUGAGUUGGCCCUAUGUAUUAAGGAGAUGAUUCGGCUCAAAUAUUUUACUCUUGAGUAUUUGAACUUGAAAAUUGUGUCAUUCCCGUACCAACACACAGACAAGAUUGAUAAACCACGACCUAUUUCAAAGACCUUUGCUGCAAAGAGGACCAUUGGUGGCAAUGGCCACGAAAAUAGCACAUUGUUGAGACUACUCCCAUUGAUGAUUGGUAAUACAGUCCCUGAGGGAGAUGGUGCUUGGACUGUAUUGAUGGAUUUGAAAGAUAUUGUGGAGCUUGUGCUGUCCCCAACGUUUGAUGAUGCAUCCAUCCAGUAUUUGCAGACUAAGAUCCAGGAUCACAGACACAUGCUUCAGGAGGUUUUCCCAGAGUUCAUGCUGCUCCCUAAACAUCAUUAUGUUGAACACUACCCAGAUCUCAUACAGUGUUUUGGGCCUCUUGUCCAUUUGUGGACUAUGCGGUUUGAGGGCAAACACCGCUUCUUCAAGCGUGUAGUACAUGACACCCUAAACUUCAAGAAUGUUUUAAAAACACUAGCCACUAGGCAUCAGCACAUGAUGGCCUACUACCUCAGUGCACCAUCAUUCUUUAAACCACAUCAGCAGACAUCAAAUGUCUCCUCUGUCUUGGUUUCAGAGCUUCCUGAGGUUGCAAAAGAACACAUUAAGCAAAAAACAGACAGCAACCUGAUUUACAGCACAUCAAAAAUCAUUAUUGAUGGUACGGAUUAUGAUGUUGGGAUGUUUGUAUCAGUGGGGCAGGAGGGGGGACUGCCUCAAUUUAGCAAAAUUCAGCAGAUCCUCCUUGUUAACAAUGAUGUCACUUUUCUUUGCCAAGGACACAAAUCAAACUACAUUGAACACCUGAGAUCAUAUGAACUUUACCCAGGCAAUGUAACUGUCCACAGUGUAUCAGAGCUAAAUGACAACUCACCCCUCUCUGCAUACAGUGUAGAAGGAAAAUUGCUGUUGGCGCCCAAACGAUUCAUACUGUUGCACUGAAAGUACAUUUACAUCUUGUGAUUUAAAAAAAAUGCUAAGUAGUAGAUCUUAAAACAUAUUUUAACACAAGGGUAAACUUCCAGUAUGUAAAUGGUGAUAAUUAGCUGUUACAUUUUUGUAUGCACUACUAAAUCUGCUUAUUUUUCCAUGUCAAUCUUCAUACAUAAUUUGUCCCUCAGAAGAUGGCAGCAACCCCAAAAUUUCUGCUGCGUUUUUAUGUUGCCACAGAUGUUGCUAUAAAGGUAACGUUGACUGAGCGAACAGAGUCAGUGAUAGAGCUAAUCAACAUACUGCGAGAAAAAGCCAAGCCAAGACUGGACUUUGAGUUUACCUUGCAUUAUGAGGAUCCUGACUUUGGUGGACAACUCAGCUGUCUCGUUGAUAUUCAAGAGUUACCAGAGAAGGCAACAUUGAAAAUUAUCAGAUCAGAAAGUGAUACCAGCUCAUGUGCAUCUUCUGAUACGGACAUCCUUCCUCUUGUGCCUAUAAGCCAGCGUCAGAAAUCCUGGCCUGACAUCUUCCCUGUGCCAACUUUUUCCUAUGAAGUGGAGCAUGUGCUUGAAGAGGGAAACCGUUCCUUUGCAACUUCUGGAAAGACACUGAAAUUAACCAGAUCCCAAAAGCACAACAUC